Oncorhynchus gorbuscha (pink salmon) is the source of this 501-nucleotide messenger RNA. RefSeq lists its product as uncharacterized. The transcript has 2 exons. Lineage: Eukaryota; Metazoa; Chordata; Actinopteri; Salmoniformes; Salmonidae. The record is from RefSeq and is a predicted model, not a curated record. The coding region runs from base 1 to 501 and encodes 166 amino acids.
AUGAAUCACUCUGGGCCUGAGAAGCGCGAGCAGAAGUUCGUGCUCGACUGCAUCGCUGUCAGUUCGGUUGCGCUCGGGUAUGAACACAUGCGCCCCCGGCUCUGGUCGGUGCUCCCCGGGUACGACGCACGCAAUGACCCCCACGCUGCGCGCUACACGACCACCCCAUCGGUGCAGAGGGUCCCAAAGAAGACCACCCCGUCGGUCCGGAGGGUCCCACAGAAGACCACCCCGUCGGUCCGGAGGGUCCCGCAGAAGACCGAGAACAAGGAACAGAAGAGCGCCGCUGCCCAAAAGUCCCUAGACCUGAGGAACACUUCCGGAGCAGGUUUUACAUCAUCAUCAUCAUUGCUCAGAGUCACUGGUAUCUUGUCUCUGCACCACAGUCAACGAGAGCAGGUGUAUCAUCAUCAUUCGGACAUCAAACCCAUUGGCUACAACGGGCGGUUUGGGUUUCGGCGAAAAGGCAUCAUCAUCAUGACCGCGUUCCAACUCCAUUGA